CUGCAGCGAGUGGUUCCAUGUAGAGUAGAGAGAGAGAGUCGACAUCCUCGUCUUGUUCUCCUGUGCUGAAUCUUGAUGACAUCACACUGUUGCUCUCGAGGGUUUUUUUCAGGGUUUGUGUCAUUAACAUCGGAGGAGCGUGGCUCAGCAGCCACUUUUCAGACAUGGCCAAGAAGGACUGUCCAGUGGGUGAAAAGUGGGACCUCCUCGUCAAACACUGCAUCUCCAGCAGGACCAUAAACAGACCUAAACCUACCGAGUGGCCCACAGAGCCGCCCCUGCCUCCCGUGGUCCAGGUGAAAUCCACGUCUCCUGCCCCUCAGUUAUCCUCCAUGAUGUUCCUGAGUCCGGCUCUGUGGAUCUGUGUGGGUCUGGGGACGGUGGUGACCAUCCUGAUCGCGACUCUGUUCUUCAUUUACAGAAAACACACCAGGACGAGCAGAACCCCGGACGACUCUGAGAAGCAGCGUGAGCCGGUGGUUCUCCCCUCGCAGCCGCCCUGCAGCGCUCACCUGCACCCGGGCGCCCAAACAGGAUGGGAGUGGGAGGAGGACUUCACCACCUGUCGGUGCCCCCCAAUGCAUGCUGGGACGCGGGUGGAGAGAGGACUGGAGCACAGAGUCCCCCUCCCUGCCACGGAGCUGGGUGGGACGGUGUUAGUCACCACCAAAACUGUGUAGAUGUGUGUGUGUGUGUGUGUGUGUGUGUGUGUGUGUGUGUGUGUCUUCACUGCAUGCACUCUACACUUCGUGGUUAGUUUUUCUCAUUUUGAUUCACAUUUUGGAUCUCUUUAUUCUCCACCAUAUUUUGAUGGUUUUCACAGAAGUUCUGAAGCGGACUUUUAUCCGUUUGUUUUCUUGAACUCUGUUUAGAGAACAAGCUCGUUUCCUCUCAGAUGUUAAACACAGACAUGUAUCAGGAAGUUGACUCGUGUGAGAGACUGCGCCUGGAUCAGGAGCGGUAGAGUCAUUGUGGUGACUCCACACACUGGAGGAUUGUUUGGACACAUAAUCAGUUUUGACAUACCUCAUGUAGCCAGUCUUAGUUUACUCGAGAAGGCGUGAAAAUAAAACAUGGAUGCAUGUUCACUUCAGACUUCUGAACAUUUUAGAUCAUAUUUGAAUUGUUUUUUUGCAGCCGUCUUUUUUAAGAGGUCGCUGCACUGUUUUUCAAAGGAGCAGAGAUGUGGAGUCUCCUAGUGUGUUCAGUUUCCUGUUCUUUACUGUGAAGUGUUAUUAAAAGUUUAAACUGCUCUGAA
Molecule: messenger RNA, 1258 nt
Organism: Labrus bergylta (ballan wrasse)
Lineage: Eukaryota; Metazoa; Chordata; Actinopteri; Labriformes; Labridae
Source: RefSeq, a predicted model, not a curated record